CUUGCCACGCCAUGCGGGCUAAGGGCGCGUUUCUCGUCCGCCUGUCGAGGCUGCUGCUUCUGUUACUGCUUAACGUUUCUGCCUCUUCUGCCCGGGGGUCCGCCCCUGCGGUUAGGAACCGAACUUGUCUAGGGGAGAGCUGUUCACCUCUACUGAUCCAGCGACGCGGCAGAGACGCCUGGGGACCGAGAAAUACUGCAAGAGACGUGGUCCGAGUCCGUGCGCCGUGGGAGAAGCCAGAGGCCGCCGCCGUGCUGGGGGCGCCCUCCUGGGACCUACCUGCUGCCCCAGGCAGUUACCCAGGUGCGGGGAGAGGGGCAGAGGCAGCUGCAGCCGAACCCUCGGGACCUCCGACCAGGCCUCCUGGCCCCUGGAGGUGGAAAGGAGGUCGGGGUCAGGAAUUCCCUGAAACUUUGGGGAGAGGGGACCCUACGGCCCUCCAGCUCUUACUUGAGAUCUCACACGAAGAUGAGAAGACUCCCAGAAGCUCUGGCAUUUCCGGGCGGAGCCAGGAGCAGAGUGUGAGGACGGUGCCCGGACCCAGUGAUCUCUUCUACUGGCCGAGGAGGGCCGGGAGGCUCCAGGGUUCCCACCACAAGCCUCCACCCAAGACCGUCAGUGAGCUGGCUGGGUACGAAGGGCGGACAAUUGCACCUCCUGGCAGGGCACUGGCCCAGAACGGGUCCUCGGAGGAAGGGGUCCACGACCGCGGGGGUGUCCGCCGGGGGAACAGCACCAGCCGGCGCGUGCGACUGAAGAACCCCUUCUACCCGCUGACCCAGGAGUCGUACGGCGCCUACGCUGUCAUGUGUCUGUCCGUGGUGAUCUUCGGCACCGGGAUCAUCGGCAACCUGGCGGUCAUGUGCAUCGUGUGCCACAACUACUACAUGCGGAGCAUCUCCAACUCCCUGCUGGCCAACCUGGCCUUCUGGGACUUCCUCAUCAUCUUCUUCUGUCUUCCACUCGUCAUCUUCCACGAGCUCACCAAGAAGUGGCUGCUGGAGGACUUCUCCUGCAAAAUUGUGCCCUAUAUAGAGGUCGCUUCCCUCGGUGUCACCACCUUCACCUUAUGCGCGCUGUGCAUCGACCGCUUCCGCGCGGCCACCAACGUGCAGAUGUACUACGAGAUGAUCGAGAACUGCUCUUCCACCACCGCCAAGCUCGCCGUGAUCUGGGUUGGCGCUCUGCUCUUAGCGCUUCCAGAAGUUGUGCUCCGCCAGCUGAACAAGGAGGACUUGGGGUUCAGCGGCCGGGCCCCCGCGGAAAGGUGCGUGAUAAAGAUCUCUCCGGAUUUGCCCGACACCGUUUACGUGUUGGCGCUCACCUACGACAGCGCCAGGCUCUGGUGGUAUUUCGGCUGCUACUUCUGCCUGCCCACGCUCUUCACCAUCACCUGCUCCUUGGUGACCGCAAGGAAAAUCCGCAAAGCAGAGAAAGCCUGCACCCGAGGGAACAAGCGGCAGAUCCAGCUGGAAAGCCAGAUGAACUGCACGGUGGUGGCUCUGACCAUUUUGUACGGAUUCUGCAUUAUUCCCGAAAAUAUCUGCAACAUCGUCACCGCCUACAUGGCCACCGGGGUUUCCCAGCAGACGAUGGACCUCCUGAACAUCAUCAGCCAGUUCCUUCUGUUCUUCAAGUCCUGCGUCACCCCAGUCCUCCUCUUCUGUCUCUGCAAACCCUUCAGCCGGGCCUUCAUGGAGUGCUGCUGCUGCUGCUGUGAGGAGUGCGUCCAGAAGUCCUCCACAGUGACCAGCGACGACAAUGACCACGAGCACACCACGGAGCUGGAACUCUCGCCCUUCAGCACCAUACGCCGGGAGAUGUCCACUUUCGCUUCGGUCGGAACUCACUGCUGAAGACAGCGCCUUGUUUGGCCAGAUUCGUUUAUUCGUUAGACUUUCAUAUUCUGUGAAAGUUUUUACUUCAUAUUUUUCCUUACAGGGAAAAAAAUGCAUAACAAAAAAAAAAAAAAGGAAUGAGAGAAAGAGAUAUUAACUACUUGUAGAAACGAUUUUACAAAUUAAUAUCUGUGCUUUGAAAAAAAUGUUUAUAUUUAGUUAUUUAAGAAGAACAAGGAGGCCAAUAGUUCUAGGUCAUUUUAUCUGGUAUGGUGCUAAUAUUUUCCCUGAAAAAGUUAUUGCACCUUAACUUAAUUAACUGCUAAUCUUUUUUCCUUUCUUUUAAAAAUAUCAUUAUCGUAUAUUGUUUAUAGCCAUGUGAUUUUGUAGGUUAUUUUAUGUUUGAGUUGUGAUUGAAAGAAUAUAAUGUAUAUGGUACCCUGAGAUGAUUUGUACUUAGAACCAUUCACAAAGUAGCACCAAAUAAAUUACAUUUUAUUCUUUAAUAUAAUUGUCAAUCUACUUUUAACCAAUAUUCAAUAAAUCUUUUAAUUGCCUUAAAGACACAA
Otolemur garnettii (small-eared galago) is the source of this 2407-nucleotide messenger RNA. RefSeq names its product G protein-coupled receptor 37 (gene GPR37). Gene Ontology annotation, molecular function: G protein-coupled peptide receptor activity; prosaposin receptor activity. NCBI's taxonomy places the organism in Eukaryota, Metazoa, Chordata, Mammalia, Primates, Galagidae. The record is from RefSeq and is a predicted model, not a curated record. Gene Ontology annotation, biological process: adenylate cyclase-inhibiting G protein-coupled receptor signaling pathway; positive regulation of MAPK cascade. Gene Ontology annotation, cellular component: plasma membrane; signaling receptor complex. Bases 12 to 1856 code for a protein of 614 amino acids. The transcript is spliced from 2 exons.